ACUCAAUGACCCGUCAAAAAAAUGUCGGGCGGUAAUCCAGGUAAGUCCUCCCACCAUAGCUCCGCCUUGGCACUGCCGGACAGUCAACUCGUCAGAUAGUUAUGUUUCGAGCCGCAGCGCGCAUGUGACCGGUCCGCCCAUUACGAUGAAGUGUUUGUGCCUGUUAGUGCUUUUUCUGUGUUUGCGGUGCGAAUGUGCCGGCAGCAAGCCGCGCAGAGGACGCGGCAGCAUGUGGUGGGGCAUAGCUAAAGCAGGGGAACCAAAUAAUCUAUCACCACUAUCCCCUGGAGUUCUUUAUAUGGACCCAGCGGUCCACGCGACGCUAAGGCGGAAGCAAAGAAGACUAGCCAGAGAAAACCCUGGGGUUCUAGCAGCAGUUGCUAAAGGAGCAAACAUGGCGGUAACAGAAUGCCAACACCAGUUUAAAUACAGAAGGUGGAACUGCUCCACCAGAAAUUUCCUGAGAGGGAAGAAUCUAUUCGGCAAAAUUGUAGAUAGAGGGUGUCGAGAAACAGCGUUCAUUUACGCGAUCACCAGCGCGGGCGUAACACAUGCAGUAUCACGAGCAUGCGCCGAAGGUUCCAUAGAAUCUUGCACGUGUGAUUAUUCGCACGUCGACCGCGCCCCCCAUCGCUCAAGAGCCGCUGCUGCCGCCAACGUUCGCGUCUGGAAAUGGGGGGGAUGCAGUGAUAACAUUGGCUAUGGUUUCAAGUUCAGCAGGGAAUUUGUUGACACGGGCGAGAGAGGCAAAACUUUAAGAGAGAAAAUGAAUCUACAUAACAACGAGGCUGGGAGAAUGCACGUGCAAACGGAGAUGCGGCAGGAAUGCAAAUGCCACGGGAUGUCUGGCUCUUGCACGGUUAAGACCUGUUGGAUGCGGCUUCCAAGUUUCCGUUCGGUCGGCGACUCAUUGAAAGACCGCUUCGACGGGGCAUCGCGAGUGAUGGUGUCUAACACGGACCUUGAAACGCCAGUGCAGCGAAACGACGCAGCCCCACACAGAGUUCCUCGCAGGGAUCGAUACAGAUUCCAACUGCGACCGCACAACCCCGAUCACAAAUCACCGGGAGUCAAAGACCUCGUCUACUUGGAAUCGUCGCCUGGUUUCUGCGAAAAGAAUCCCCGGCUGGGUAUACCCGGCACCCACGGGCGUACUUGCAACGACACGAGUAUCGGAGUGGACGGCUGCGACCUCAUGUGCUGCGGCCGCGGUUACCGGACUGAGACCAUGUUCGUAGUGGAACGGUGCAAUUGUACAUUCCAUUGGUGUUGUGAAGUGAAAUGCAAAUUGUGUCGCACGGAAAAAGUGGUACACACAUGUUUAUAGGUGCGUUAAUCACGAGUCACGUGUGAAUGAACACUUAGUGCCUCCAGCCAGUGACUCUAAAAAGACUUAUGUACAGAGACUGAUCGUUUGACUUAUGUAAAUAACUGUUUGUAACGGAAUAAUUCUAAUUUAUCCGAAAUUAAAAUAUCCGAGAAAUUUUCUCAACAAAUAAUGUGAUCUAGUAUUUUUACACUGACGUUCAGAGACUAAUGAGACCAGUUUAGUGCGAUUUAUAUCUUUAAAUUUUGUCAUCUAUUUACAAUGUUCGGACUGGACUUAUUGGUGUCCUAACAUGGUGAGCGCUUUACUUGAGUAAUUGUUAAUCGAAUUGAUAAUUUUAAGACUACUUUAAAUGGUAUUUCUUAAUAUCAUUUCAAAGUUUUUAAUUUAUUCCUAAUGUUAUGUUAUACUUUAGUAAAACAUAAAUAAUAAUUUCGAACCAUAUUUUCGUUCAAUUUAUAAUUUAGUGUCGAGUAUAUCGCGUUAACCGUUUUAAGACAGGAGCGAAAUUAUCUUGUAAUUAUAAUUUUAUAUUAAUUGUGGAUUUAUUUACGUGAGAUUGCGUCUUAAGUGCAUUAACAUAAAGUGGCUUCUUGGGUGUUCAGAGAUGAAGCCGCCCUUAUCAGUGAAUAAGUAGCACCAUCGUAAAAGUGUCCCAUAUUACGAGAUAAACGCUCCCGAGAAUUUUAAUUAAAUAUUAAAAGAAUUAAAUAAUCAGUAUUAUAAUAUUGUGUGCGUGCAGCGUCCAUACAAAGAUAAAGAACGGAGCCGGACAGUUAUAGAUCUUAAACAGUUUAUUUAUUAAAGCAUGUUUAUGAACUUAUACUUUCUGAAAGGUUUCCAUUCUAAAAGUGCAUGUCAGGUACGUAUCAGCCUGUCAAAUGUUUGACACACCAAAUGACGGCAUUUUAUUGGUCAUUAGUGUUUAGAUAUUCUAAUAGAGACAUUUGACAGACUGUCAUUCAGUUAACAAACUGUUGAUUAGGAAAAGGCGCAAAGCUUUUAACACGGCUAUGGACUACCUUCGAUAAAAUAUUCAUAAUUUAUAUGACUUAAUAGGUAAACAGGUUUUUGAUCUGUCAACAGUUUGUUGCUAAUUUAUAAUCGUGAAUGAUACGAUGUGAUAAUUAUAUUGUAUUAUUAGGUUAAUAAAUUUAGCUGAAAUUCAAUUUUUUAAGUAUUUAUUACAUUUUAAUAAGUGUUUCAAUCAGAUAUGAAUUAUGUCAAAAGACUGAACUCAUUUUAGCAACAUUCGUUCGUUAUUUUUAAUCUUAGUUUUAAAACAGAAUGUGAUAACUAUAUUUUAAAAUUAGAAUUUCGAAUCUACAAAUCAUUCUCGGCUUAUGAUUGGUCGAUAUUUGACAGACCGAUGACAGCUAACAGUUUUAAUUUUAGGUGCAUGUAAAUAAUAUUUUACCUUAUUAUUAAGUUAUUUAUGUGAAUGUAGCAUUUUAAUUGUAAUUAUUAGUGUAUUAAAAUCAGCUGAACUUAACUGAAUCUCAGGUCUUUAUGAUGAAUUGAAAAUUGAUACGUGAACGAUUGACCCAUUUAAUUAUGUAAAUACUAUUUAUGAUUUAAAUUUUCAUUAGUCGUUACUGAAAAUACAAAAUUGAUCU
Molecule: messenger RNA, 2943 nt
Organism: Pieris napi
Lineage: Eukaryota; Metazoa; Arthropoda; Insecta; Lepidoptera; Pieridae
Gene: wg
Product: protein Wnt-1
Exons: 4
Coding region: 146-1327 (393 amino acids)
Biological process (GO): canonical Wnt signaling pathway; cell fate commitment; neuron differentiation
Cellular component (GO): extracellular region
Molecular function (GO): frizzled binding; cytokine activity
Source: RefSeq, a predicted model, not a curated record